ACUCUGAACCUUUUGCUUUCCACCUUGCGGAAAGGAAAUCAUGUCCUUGGCUUCAACCUGUCAAACUUAUGGCCAAAAUGAGACACUUAUCUCAUCCAUCCGAUUAUCCCUUCGAGAGUAUAUUUAAGGAAUUCCUGCAAAAUGCCGAUGAUGCCGGAGCCACUAGGCUUCACGUAAUAGUCGAUGGUCGUUGGCACCCCACGAGGACCCUACUUUCCGAAGAAAUGAAGGUUUGGCAAGGUCCUGCAAUCCUGAUAUUCAAUGACGCCAAAUUUAAAAAAACCGAUUUCGAUUCGCUCAUGCAAAUACGUGUGGGAGGAAAACAAGGAGACGACACAAAGAUCGGGAAACACGGAUUGGGCUUCAAUUCAUGCUACCAUUUUACCGACGUUCCAAGUUUUAUCAGUGGCAAUUUUAUCGCAUUUUUGGAUCCACACGAAAAAUACUUGCCGAGAAGAGAACGUGGUAGCAUCGGUUCAUUUCCUAAAAAAGGUAUCCGUGGAUUUCUCGAAGAGGAUCAGUUGAUCCCUUAUGAAGGCAUUGAAGGAAACUUCUUUCAAUCGAGUUUCGAAGGAACACUCUUUCGAAUACCGCUCCGGCAGCAACCGAGCGACAUAUCCGACAGCAUUUUUACCACGGCUCAGGUUCUCCAAUUGCUCUCCAAUAUUAAGUUAAACAUCUCCUCACAGUUCCUAUUCCUGCGAAACAUUGAAACCAUCGAAGUUUCACACAUACCGACAGCCUCAGAUCAAGUGAUACCCAUUUGGAAAGCUGUGGCAGGAAUGGACGAUGGUGUGCGAAACCAGAGAAGGUCCAUUAUCAACGGUGAAAUCCAAAUCUUUCAGAUGAGGACCGAGUUAAUCGACGAUUCAAGCAAACAAAAUGAACAUUGGUUUAUUGCCACUGGCGCUCAACAAGACCCUGAAGACCAACAGCUGAAGCAAUACGCGAGGAGGCAUCGGUUACGCAUAUUAGGUGGUGUCGCAGCGCUACUUAGCAGUACAAGAAAAAGGACAUAUGUUGACGAUCAAUCGGUCAACAUUAAUCUUAACGGAAGCUUAAAUGAAAAUCAAAAUGAGUUCAAAGGUCGAAUGUACUCGUUCCUUUCAUUGCCAGACGUGAUUAACUUGCCGGUUCACAUUAAUGGAACCUGGGCUCAGAGCUCAGAUCGUACGCGGGUAUUAAUUGAAAAAGACGACUUACCAGAUUUGGAUCAUCAGAAACUCAACUGGAACAGAUAUAUUCUACUCGAGUUUCUACCAAAACUUUAUUGUGAACUUUUGAAAGAAAUCAUCGAAUUUCAGAAAAAUAAUAAAAUCACUCUUGAAGAACAGGCCAUCUCAAAAUUCUGGCCGUUUCCACCGGUCGCUCGAAAUUACCCAAAGUACACAGUUGAAUAUGGUUGCAAGGUGCUCUUUCAUUUACUGCAGACUAAAGAUCUCUUUCCGUUGAUUUCCGAUGGAGUCAAUGACGGCAGUCACGUGGACGUUAUAUUCAAAGCCCUAUCGCGAAACCAGAUCGAGGAUUUCCGUCACUUAUUACGAAACAAUUGGGAUGAAAUAGGGGUAAAAUCUGAUGCCAGCCUCAAGACGAUGAUCCUCUCAUUGCCUAUUUGGCCAGUUCGCAAGAGUCUCUCAGAGUCAACUAUAAAGCCGGCUUUAAAGCCAAUAUCGUCUGGAUUCAUUUUACCCAAGGAGGUAGAACUGUAUCGAACAAAAGAUGCCAAAGUAUAUUUGGCUUCGUCGGACGAUCUCGACGAUCGGAUUUUGGUCGACCUCGCUGUCCCUCAUCGAAACGUCUACUCAUAUAUCUUUGAAGAUGUCGAUUUCCCUAAAGAAUAUGAUGAACAAUACAUGACAUUCCUAAAAAGUAUACUCAAGUAUGAGAGGGAUAAGACCUUUUAUGGAAUUACCCGAGGUCUGAGGGAUAGACGUUGUUUUCCCACCGUGAAUAAGAAAAGGCUGAAGAAAGCCUCUGAUUUAUACGAUUUUGGAAAUUACGUGUUUUGGGCUUUGUUUUCAGGCUCUGAUGUCUUCCUUCAUCCCGAUCUUUCGGAAUUUGCAUCGACGCUAUCAACCAUUGGAUUCAAGAAUAGAAUUGAUCAAGCCACCUUCAACAAAUGUGCCGAGAAGAUCGAAGAAUAUCAAAAUCAGCGGAAUCCACCGACCGACUUACGCCAUCGAGGCUCGGUCUUGGUCAAUUACCUUUACAAGAAUUCAAAUAUUCUCAAGUUGGAGAACAUCGAAAGAAUUCCAUUCGUUCCGGUCGCCCAAAGUCUAGAUAAUCCAUACAGUUUGUACUAUAAACCUCCUCGAGUUCUAAAUUGUUUUAAAGAGAUAAUUCUCCCCAAAUAUAAAGAAGUUGCGUGGAGUCAAAAGUCACUGAUUGCAGAGGAUGUCGUACCGCCUCCACAAAUGCUUCAAGUUUACCCAUCACUUGGUAAACCGGAUGCCCUCACGGUGGUCGAACAUCUUCGAUUCUUGCGUGAAAAACUCAUGGUUGAUGAAGAAUGGAAAACCAAUUGGGCGGAUACAUUCAAGUACAAUGUCUACGAAGUUUAUAAAUGGCUUAACGAAGAAUCCAUAAAUGAAGAUCUCAAUUUGGGCCAUUACAUUAACCCAAACGAAAGAUUAUUCCUAAAUUUCAAUAAAAAUCCAAAUCCUUUUGACACCGACAACUGGGUAUCGGCGAAUGAUCUGGUCCUGAACAGUGAACCAGGAGAGAGGAAAUAUGUCAACCCAGAACUUGCCAAAUAUGCAAACAUGCUGAAAAGCGCAAAUGUUCGAGAAAUAAAACCACCCAAUGUAGAAAUAAUCGUCAGGCAACACAAUCAGUUGUUCUUUAACAAUAACGCCAUGUUCGAAUUUCUAUUAAAUCAGGAACAAGCGAUUUCCUUGCACGACGUUAUUUUCAACGUAAAAGGCGAGAUGAUAGGCACAAGCCGAUAUAUGCUUGCGGCGAGUUCGAUAUUUUUUUAUCGGAAAUUCGCAUCAGGAGAAUUCACAGCAGAAUCAAGUCCGGUCAAUCCAACCGUGAUUAUUAUUGACGACGCCGAGCCGAACUCGGUACGCAUCCUGUUACGUUACCUGUAUGGUCAAGAUAUCAACGACGCAGUCCAAUGUGUAAAUAACAAUGAAGGUGGAUCCCCAAACAUGUUGUCAUACGUGGACCUACUUAAGUUGGCCAACAACUACGAAUUAGAACAUUUGAAAGAUUUGAUGGAGCUGAAACUCUCGCGACUGGUGUCGAUGUCAAAUGUGGCAUAUUUGAAACGAAUAUCGGAAGAAUUGAAGGCUAGCCAACUAGAGAAAUAUUGCAAUCAAUUUAUCAUUGAUCACGAAGAUUUGCGGUAA
This is a messenger RNA of Acaulospora morrowiae, 3353 nucleotides long. Lineage: Eukaryota; Fungi; Glomeromycota; Glomeromycetes; Diversisporales; Acaulosporaceae. The record is from the annotation of a GenBank genome assembly.